GUGUGCUAAGUUUGAACCCAAGAAGCAUAAUAUAUGUAUAUAGUUAUUGAUCCAAUACAGAAUUGUAUAAAUAUAUAAUCGAUGACAAGAAGAAAUAAAAUAGUAUAAUAUAUGUAUAGUCAAUUAGCCUUUAAUUAUAUAAAAUACAUAUGUGUUCCUGCUUCCUCUGUUCACAAUUGGAUCUAAAAGCAUCCUCAAUGCUACAACUUCUCAAAGGGUUGUUAUCAGAUUUAUAUUUAUCUAAUUAAGAUAUAUUUUGUUAUAAAUAGUUAUACCAAUUAUAAAAUGACACAUGCAUGUGUAGAGUAUCUAUGAUUUUUCAUUUGAGAAAUUUCUUAUUUUUUAUUACUGAGAUAUACGAUGAGAAACAACCAAUGAAACUACUAUAUGGAAGAAAAGUAAGUGAGACCAAAACAAAUACACAAACUUACGCUAUAAAACAAAAACGAGUUGUUUGAAUAUGAACUUGAACUUGUAAAAUUCUUGGAAAACUAAUUACAAAUCUUUUGGACUUUGUGAGAAAAAUAUUCAACAUUAAUGAAGAAUUAUUCAAACGUACUCUACUCAUUCCACCACAUGUAUGGCUACUGCAAAAAAAAAAACGACUCGUCAUACCCUAUAUAAACGAUAUAUAUUUCCUUCGUCCUUCACAAACAUUUCAUGCCCCCAUAUCUCUCUCUACGAGCAAAAAAAAAGAGAUGGGGCCUAAGAAUAUCAUUUUGGCAAUAUUUAUAAUUGCCAUAACCAUCAUCGUACUGAUUUCUACAGUAUCCGUUAGCAACAGCGAAACAGAAACGCAUAUGCAAACGCAAACGCUCGUUACGAAGGAACCUCUUAGGGUGAGUCGUUUCCUAGCGCAAAACGAGAAGAGAGGUCAUCGCAACCCUAACGCGGCUGAUCAUUGCAACAAGAACGAGGAGAUAUGCAAGAGUCAAGGAUCGUCCAACUCCACAAUGGCUUGUUGUAGCAACAAGUGUGUUGAUGUGGCGUACGAUAACGAUAAUUGCGGCGCCUGUAACAACCAAUGCAAGUUCACGCAGACUUGUUGUGGAGGAGAAUGUGUUUACUUGGCUUAUGAUAAGAGGCAUUGUGGGGAGUGUAACCAUCGUUGUUUGGUUGGUGACGUUUGUGUCUAUGGGUUGUGUAAUUACGCUUGAUAUAUGUGGUUAGUUAGUUUUUCUAUAGUAAACUUUGCUAUGUUUACUAGUGUUCCAGUUAAUGUGAUUUUAUAAUAUAAUAUUCUUGUUUGGAUUGUUGCUUUCUUAUAUAGAAAUUUGGAUCAAGAAAUUGAUAAAAAUAUGUUGGUUUUCUUAGUGUUUGAUAUUGCGAGAAGAUUCAACGAAAUGGAAAAGCACUAGUCACUGGAUGUUCUUAGGUUAGUAACUGCAAGAUUUAUACUAUUGUAAAAUUCAAUUUUUGUAACUUAAUAAUGCCUAACAAGCUAAACCAUGUUCGUUUUUGUAACUGGACGAUGUAUAAUUGUAUACAUAUGUUGCAUUGAAACGGUGUUUUAGUAUGAUUUUUAUACAUAAUUUUUAUAUUUAGUUGUUGACUUGUGUAGAUGUUUAAUUUGUCCAUUUUUUUCACAGAGUACUUAAUGCAACUAAUUACAAAAAUAAAAUUUAUCACAUUUAUUAAAAAUAAAUUAUAUGUUAAUUAAAAAUAAAUAAAAACAGUUCUAAGAAAUUUUCUUUCCGAAAUUCCAACAAAAUUCAAAAAUUUUAUUUUAGAAAAGCUUCGUAUUACUUAAGGAGCUGUUUCUAUUAGUAAGCCUUGCCAAUUAUUUGAAACCCUUACUUAAGCGAAUCUUAUGAUAUUUAAUUUGGGGUUUUCUUUA
Messenger RNA from Brassica napus (rape), 1837 nucleotides. RefSeq names its product stigma-specific STIG1-like protein 3. Lineage: Eukaryota; Viridiplantae; Streptophyta; Magnoliopsida; Brassicales; Brassicaceae. The coding region runs from base 699 to 1157 and encodes 152 amino acids. The transcript has a single exon. The record is from RefSeq and is a predicted model, not a curated record.